GCCGUGAGGUGCGGGUAAUAUUUACAAACUUAAGAAAGACUCCAGAGGCCUGUUGUAAAAUAUUUCGGCGAAUUGUCUCAGUGCGGCGUUUUAAAGGCCAUUAUGGAUGGGGAAAAUCUAGUUGGUCACUUUCAAGUGUUGAAGAUACCAGGAGCUGAGCACCUGGUUGGUGAAAGUUUUGAUUGGCUCUACCUCACAGAGGACAGUGCCCCAUUGGCUGCAUUUUUAAAGUGGUUUACUGAAAAUGUGUCCACAAAUGAUGUUCUCACAGAUGCAGAAUUGAAUGAGUAUGAAGAACUUAUGUCGAAGGGAGAGGUGUUAACAGGCCAUCAACUGGGGGAGACGGAGGCCUUCUUAUCUGGACUCCCCACAGCAUUCACUUCAUCACAAGAAGACCAGCAAGAUAUCCAUACUGUGGAGGAGCACAAGAGGCUAGCGGCUCAAUUAGAAGUUUUGUCAAUGAGAAAAAAUCUAUUAAG
Molecule: messenger RNA, 479 nt
Organism: Homarus americanus (American lobster)
Lineage: Eukaryota; Metazoa; Arthropoda; Malacostraca; Decapoda; Nephropidae
Exons: 3
Biological process (GO): centrosome cycle; spindle assembly
Cellular component (GO): centrosome; mitotic spindle; HAUS complex
Source: RefSeq, a predicted model, not a curated record